This is a messenger RNA of Symsagittifera roscoffensis, 2308 nucleotides long. Its product is annotated as muscarinic acetylcholine receptor M3-like. NCBI's taxonomy places the organism in Eukaryota, Metazoa, Xenacoelomorpha, Acoela, Convolutidae. Gene Ontology annotation, cellular component: dendrite; plasma membrane. Gene Ontology annotation, biological process: chemical synaptic transmission; G protein-coupled receptor signaling pathway, coupled to cyclic nucleotide second messenger. The record is from RefSeq and is a predicted model, not a curated record. Gene Ontology annotation, molecular function: neurotransmitter receptor activity; G protein-coupled serotonin receptor activity.
CCACUUAAACACACUAGAUAUUUGUAAACAUGUUUACAUUUUUGGACAUCCUUUUUUGAUCUUCUGGUUGGAAAUUGACCAUUUUCGUCCAAUCAGCUGUUUACUUGUUUCCCAAUUCCGUCCCUUCUUUUUGGCAAAAUGCCGUCUAGUGAAUUUAGAGGCAUUAAUAUAGAUAAGUUGAAAUUGUUGUCCAGUGGUGUUUUUGAUUGAGAGUGGAAAAUAAAUUACCUGAAUGUAGCUAAAAUUCCUUAACUUGUUUAUAAACCCAUUUCUAACCGGCUUGUUCUAGACACCGAAGGAUAAACAAACAAUUAACUAAAACACUAGCCCGGGGCACCUCCUCACAAAACAUUUGAUUUAUGGAGCCGGAUCUCGCCUGCGUUAUCUUUAUUCGCCCGAUCCAAACCCGCCCCAUUCCCAGCCCGUCUUCUAUCAUAUUUUUUUGCUUUGCUUAACUAUAUGAUAGUUGUUUUUGUUUCGACCACCGAUGCAGCAACUUUUCGCCGCUCCUUCCAGCAAAUGAAUUCAUUUUACAGCAACUUGACUUUGUUUACCUGAAAAACUGACCGAGUUGUUGACACAUGCUGGGCUGACUUCUCCCUUUCCCAAGAAAUCCUCAGUUUGUGUGUCUGAACAAGUUGCCGGUGCCAUUUGAGUUUCCUUUAUUGUAUCGUAGAUUUAUCCUUCAAAAACUGCGAGGAAAUGUUUUUGGAGUUCGACAUACAAUUUUUAAACCUAAAUUAACAAUGUUGACAAAUCAAAAAAUCAAUUAAGCAAUUAAGUUAGACAGGCAGGCUUUUGAUCAUAGCUUCAAAACAAGUUUUUUCUCCGUUUUAAGACGUAAUGUUACGCACUUCACCCUGAAACAUUGCGACGAUCUGGAAACUAACAUCAACAUGAGUCUGGUUAAUUUGAAUUCAGGCUCCUUUUACAUAUCAACUGAAGACCUUUUAUUCUACCAUAGAGUCUCGCUUCAAAGUCACUCCACCGACUAUUUUCCUCCAGGUACACUUGGACUGAAAAUGAGGGAAGAAAUACUUUCCGGAAUCUUCCACAGAUCCAGUGGCUCCCCCGCUCACAAUGGCACUUCUGCAGCAAUAGGGGGUCGUCACGAGGGACAGCUGGGCGCAUUUAAUGAGUCCUUCAAUGGGACUGUGCUGUAUGAUGACGCCAUGGGUCCGAGUGGGGGACUUGACCUGGGACUUCUGCUCAAAAACAUCAUCUACAUCAUCACUGGAGGUGCACUACCUGAACAACUUCACAAAGCAGAAGGCACUCACGUCCAUCCUGCCCACGUGGGUGCUGCCGCAGGUCCUCUUCUUCCUCCUCGUAUGGCUAUACCCCUACUUCGUCCCGGGUACUCCCCCAGUGCCGGAGAGCGACUGCUACGUGCCAUACCAGGAGAACGUCACUCUCAAUGUGGCCAUAGCUGUCAUGUCAUUCUGGGUGCCACUGUUCAUCAUCAUCGCCCUCUACAUCCAGAUAUACAGGGUGGCCAAGCGACUGUCCAAACGCAACGAGCGACAAACUAAACUCAAGGUCAUCCGCAACCUGGAGACAAAAUCAAAAGCAAAGACAAAAACGACCACCACCCUUCCCUUGAUCCGGAUCAGAGAGGCCACUGUAUGUGAGAAGAACCAUCCUACUCCAACUCCAACUACAACAGCAGCAGGUUCCAGUCCAAAGGUGGGGAAGAGAAGGAUUCGGGAAAACAGGACACUGCAGGGAGGGGCAAGGGCGGAGAAAGAGGAGCCCACGUGUGUGAAUCAGAACGGGGGAGCUCCCGUUCACCUCAAUAUCAAACAGGAUAGUCCCAAGCAGAGCAUCACUGUAAUUGGACCUACUACAACAUACGCAGAGAGGAGUGCGAAUUCCAGCCAGCAUCAAGACCAGAAGUCAGCCAAACGAAACUGGCAUGCGGCUUUGAACAGGUUGAAAGAGAGCCAAGAAUUCCGCUUAAUUCUAACCGUCUCCCAACAAUCGUCAGAGAAAGACGAGAGCGGAGCUAAAGGCGGGAAACAUAUCAAGGCCCUGAAGAUGCUCAGUUCGAUCCUGGCCUGUUACGUCAUCUGCUGGGCACCCUUCAGCUGUUUCGUUAUGGUCAUCGCCAAGUGUCCCACUUGCAUUCCACUGUGGGCAUACAACAUCAGCUAUGGCCUCUGCUACAUCAACAGCACCAUAAACCCCUUCUGCUACGCAUAUGCGAACAUAGACUUCAGAAGGGUAGUGGUCCAACUCAUUAGAAGGGUCGUUUGCUGUGAGAAACACAACCCUAAUAGCUCCUCAAGAUUGAUCCGAUGAGAAAAUA